This is a messenger RNA of Haemonchus placei, 210 nucleotides long. NCBI's taxonomy places the organism in Eukaryota, Metazoa, Nematoda, Chromadorea, Rhabditida, Trichostrongylidae. The record is from the annotation of a GenBank genome assembly.
UCUUGUGAAAACCGUAGAGCUCGCAGACCACUGGCCGAUAAAGCAUCAAGAAUUCUGAUUGAGCCAUCCUCCUUUUCGAAGAGCGGCUUUGAUUUCUUAGGUUUUGGUUCUUCAGAACAUGUUUUACUUUCGAGGGUAGAACCAUUUGCUAACCGAGACCUAACAAACUCGCGAAGGACUGAUACAGUUAAGUCUCUGUUGAACUCUUGA